This is a messenger RNA of Myzus persicae (green peach aphid), 1415 nucleotides long. Its product is annotated as transmembrane protein 135-like. The transcript is spliced from 8 exons. The coding region runs from base 1 to 1365 and encodes 454 amino acids. NCBI's taxonomy places the organism in Eukaryota, Metazoa, Arthropoda, Insecta, Hemiptera, Aphididae. The record is from RefSeq and is a predicted model, not a curated record.
AUGGCGGUGGCUAGUAAAAUAUUAAAAACAAUAGAUACAUCUUGUCAUGAAUUUAUGCAUCCGUGGGUGUCUUCAUGUUGCGACGCAAGUGCUGGUGUACUCAUUCAUUCGAUCCAAGCUUCGUUUCGAAUUUACGUUACCACUUACAUGUUAACUUUACUGAUGAAAGGUCGAAAGCCAACCAAGAAAGAACUUAAACGAACACUUUUGAGUAUUUUACAGUCAACCGCAUUCCUAUCGUGCCAUGCAUUUGGUUUUUCGUCUGCUGUGUGCUUACUAAGAAGAUUAUUUGGGAAAUUCAAUGUGCUUAGUGUAGCAUUUCUUCCAUGUUUUCUAUCCAGUCUUGUUGCUAUAUUAAUUGAAAGGCCAUCCAGACGAGGAUUACUAAGUCUCUAUGUAACAAAUGUUGCCUCAGAAACAUUCUAUAAUAUGAUGGUUAAUAGAGGCAUUAUAAAACCGAUUCCUUAUGGAGAUUUGUUUAUUUUUGGGUCGUCAAUUACACUACUGCUUUAUUUUUUUAGAGGACAACAUAAUAAAACAGAUUCAAUAUAUUCCCUUUUAAGGUUUGUUGUUGGCCCUUCUGAAGAAAAUGAUUAUACUAAACCAUUGUUAUCUCCUCAAACUCCCCAGUUGGGGAAAUCAAAUCAAGAUCCUAUUCGACAGGCAAUAACCGAUAUACGUCAAGCUUAUUGUACUAUAGAUAGUGAAUUAAAAACAAUUUGGACCAGUGAUGUAUGCCCACACGCUUAUGGUUGCUUACAUUAUAUUCUUAGUUCAGGUACAAGAUUAUUUUUAGUUGGCUAUACGCUACAAUUAAGUUUGAAGUCCUUGUUGCAAGCCAAUCGAAUUUUGCGUAAACCAAGUUAUAUUUUAAAACUAAUGAUGUCGCCAGACACAUUUAGUUUAGGAGCAUUUCUUGGAGGAUUUUCUUCCAUUUAUAGAAUCGUAUCAUGUGUAAUGAGAAGAUUACUUGGUAAGGAUUCAAAAUACAUAUGUAUUCCUGCAGGAUCAUUGGCUAGUCUCACGUUUUGUUUGUAUCGUAAUAACACAAUUGCUUUAUAUGUUAUGUUGAAAACAUUACAGAUAAUGUAUAUUAAAGGUUCUAGUGAUGGGCUCUUUCCUGAUUUACCACAAGCAAAUGUAUUCUUUCAUUGUUUUUCUACAGCUAUUUUAUUUCAUGCAGCUAUACUUGAACCACAUAAUCUAAGACCAUCAUAUUGGAAAUUCCUUCAGUCUGUUUCUGGAGGAUCUAUUGGAUUAAUUGAUCGACAUUGUUUGGAUACGUUUGGUCUCAAAUCAAGUGAAUCACUUGAAAGAGUAUUAAAAAAAUAUAAGCCAGUUCCAUUACAAGUUUUUAAAUUUUAAAUUUUUGUUAUUUAGUUGAGGACGGAAUAUUAUGUAUGGUUUAUGGUGUA